CUGUCAGAGACCGUCAACACAGACAGAAGUGAUUCAUUCUCAUAAAUGAGAAAACCAGCAAUUUUGCUGUUGAAAGAGAUUUACUAUCCACUUCUCGCAGCUGCUUGUCUUCCAGCGAACAUGAUAACAGUUUUUAUUCUCUUACGAAGAAAUUGUGGCCUUUCCAAAUGCAUCUCAACUUACAUGGUGGCCAUGGCAACAGCGGAUCUAUUAGUCAUUAUCAAUAGCAUUAUAGUAUAUCGUAUUUUGAGUUAUCACUUUCCAUUUUCCUUCCUGUCCCACACACCAGUGUGUAAGCUCAUUGUAUAUAUGAUUACCGUGAGUCUCGAUUUAACCGUUUGGUUCACCGUUUCCUUCACAUUUGACAGAUUUGUGGUGAUCUGCUGCCAGAGGUUUAAAGCAAAAUAUUGCACCAAAAGAACUGCAACCACGGUAUUAACUGUCGUCUCAGUCUUGAUCUUGUUAAAGAAUAUACCGGUUUUGUUUGCAUAUGAGCCAGAGAAAAUCAUCAACAAAAUCCAGUGGGGCUGCCGAUCAAGUGCAAGUUUCUUAGCUUCAUCUCCAGGGAUAGCAUUUGUCUGGUUUUACAGUGCCUGGGUUGCUUGGCUUCCAUUCAUCCUCAUGUUCUUGUUUAAUUCUUUAACCAUUCACCGUAUAUUAGUUGCGAACAGGAUUCACAUUGGACUUAAGGGUCACAGAAGUGAGAAUCAUAGCAAUUCAGAAAUGGAAAACCGUAGGAAGUCCAUCAUUUUAUUGUUCUCAGUAUCAAUUAGUUUCAUACUACUUUGGUUAACACAUUCUACGAGUUCGGCCAUUACUAGGCUGUCAAGCCCUAAUUAUUACCGAGGUGACUUGAACAAUCCUGAAUAUAUCGCAACUGAAACAGGACAUAUCCUCAAGUUGUUGAGUUGUUUCCUGAACCCAUGUAUUUAUGCAAUGACCCAGAACAAAUUCAGAGCAGAGCUGAACAAUGUAAUGAAAUGUCUAUUAAACAAAUUCUUUGAUUAACUGAAAAACACGCGGACAAGGCAAAUGCAUUUUAAAUGAUUCUCUUUGAAGCUGAGCCUUAAUUUCGCAUCAUUUUCCACAAUGGAUUCCCUUCGCCCAUCUGGCUGAAAAAUAAAAUGCUUUACUCAGA
Molecule: messenger RNA, 1138 nt
Organism: Stegostoma tigrinum
Lineage: Eukaryota; Metazoa; Chordata; Chondrichthyes; Orectolobiformes; Stegostomatidae
Product: probable G-protein coupled receptor 139
Exons: 2
Coding region: 46-1008 (320 amino acids)
Biological process (GO): G protein-coupled receptor signaling pathway
Cellular component (GO): membrane
Molecular function (GO): G protein-coupled receptor activity
Source: RefSeq, a predicted model, not a curated record